Molecule: messenger RNA, 2847 nt
Organism: Chondrus crispus (carragheen)
Lineage: Eukaryota; Rhodophyta; Florideophyceae; Gigartinales; Gigartinaceae
Product: ATP dependant DNA helicase PIF1
Exons: 5
Coding region: 1-2847 (948 amino acids)
Biological process (GO): telomere maintenance; DNA repair
Molecular function (GO): DNA helicase activity
Source: RefSeq, a predicted model, not a curated record
AUGAUGUUCUACAGAUGGCAUUUGUUCGAAAGGGCAGGUGAGUUCAUCAUGAUCUUACACGCAGCGCGACUCUUUCAGCAAUAUUUAGUUGACCAGUUCUGCAAAGUGGAGGCAGAAAGGCUUUCGUAUCUCCGCCACAACCAGACAAAGCUUCGAGCGGCGGACUACACCUCACUUCGCGACAGCCUAGGAGACUCCGGUCGUGCUGAAGAUGAAGCCGACGCUGUACGAGCAGGACGACUGUUCAUUCUCCCUUUUACGCACAUCGGAUGUGACAGCUACAUGAGGCAGCAGAUGCACGGCAUCAUUGCUAUAUCUAACCAAAUUGGCCACCCGGACAUCUUCCUCACCAUGACAUGCAAUCCUAGCUGGCCGGAGAUCACAAGAGCCCUGCUGCCCAAUCAAACUCCUCAGGACAGACUGGAUCUGUGCGCACGUGUGUUUCGUCUCAAAAUGAAGGAUCUCAUGUUCUUGGUCAUCAACGAGGAUGUGUUCGGAACCGUCGUUGCCCAUGUACGAGUCAUCAAAUUUCAGAAACGAGGUCUUCCCCACGCUCACGUGGUAUUCUUCCUAGAUGAGGUCUCCAAGAAUGAUCUGCGUAAUCCCGAAAACGUCGACCGCAUUAUCUCUGCCGAGAUCCCGUCUGCCCAAGAUCCAGAACUCCAAGAGGUCGUGCUUAAGCAUAUGAUUCACAACCCAUGUGGAGAACGCAAUCCAACAGCCGUGUGCAUGGGCGAGCAGUACUGCAGGAAAAGGUUUUCAAAACCGUUCAAACACGAAACCAGCCAGUCCGAAAGUGAGUACUACAUCACGUACCGCAGAAGGUCCCCCUCGGCAGUGGUCAGACUUUCAAUGCAUCUGCCCAACCACCAUAUGGUUUACUUUGAGGAAGGAAGAGAGCAGGAGGCGGCGCCUCGAUCGGCAUCAGGUACGAAGCUGACUGAGUGGUUUAAAGCCAACGAAAAUUACCCAAGCGCGAGGCAUAUUCGGUACCACAAGUUUCCAAAGUACUUUACGUGGAAGAAAAGCAGCAAGUCAUGCACCUACGAUUUCAGUGGCACGGGCGCCAACGUAGUCGGUCGAAUCUAUACUGUCAGUCCGAGGGAGGGUGAGCGCUACUUUCUUCGCCUCCUCCUCACACAAGUGCCGGGGGCAACAUCCUUCGAGAACUUGCGAAACAUCGACGGCGAGCAGUGCACCAGCUUCCGACAAGCGUGCUUACGACUUGGUUUGCUGGCCAACGAUGCCGAGUGGAAGCACGCAAUCCGAGAUUCAUUCCGGUCAAGCUUCGUUCCUCUUUCUCAUCUGUUUGCUACGAUUCUGGCACACUGCCAGCCUUCGGACCCUCUCUCGCUGUGGAACGACUACCUGCACAUGUUUCUCACCGAUAUUCGCAAUCGCGCACGCGGACAACCCAUUCGAAGACAGCAGCUUCGCGAUGAUCGCCACGACACAUCUUACGUGCUUGGAGAGGUACAGGAGGCCCUGCAGACGGUGCGUUCCAACUGGACGCUCGCACACUUCGGACUCCCACUCCCCGAUGACAGCCUGCCCGCUUCGGAACAGCCAAACGAGAUCCAGACACCCGAAGCACAAGCGCAGCAUCGUCUCUUCUUCCUCGAUGCUCCUGGCGGAACAGGCAAAACGUUCGUGCUCAGCGCCAUUCAAGACUUCCUUCGUUCGCGCCCCAAGCAAGUCAUCGCCGUCGCCACAUCUGCUGUUGCUGCAGUGUUGCUCGACGGUGGACGCACCGCUCAUUCCGUGUUCAAGAUUCCCAUUCCUGUAUCUGCCAAAAGCACUUGCAACUUCUCCACAAACUCCGACACCGGUCGUACAUUGCAACAAGUCGAUCUUAUCAUAUGGGACGAGAUCGUCAUGUGCUAUCGAAAUUGCAUUGAGACUGUCGAUCGCUCCCUUUGCGACUUGAUGCAAACCGACCGGCUCUUCGGAGGAAAGUUCCUCGUGCUCGCUGGAGACUUUAGACAAAUCCUUCCCGUCGUUCCGGGCGGGUCCAGAGGGGACCCCGCAGCAGAUGUGGAGGCUCUCAACUUCCCACAGUUCCUCCUCAGCGUCGGGGAAGGCAGACUUCAAUGCGAUCAGCGCCCGGAAUGGAUCUCAAUACCACAGUCCGUAGCGUUCGAGCACACCAUCCGCAAUUUAUGCCUCAAGGUCUUCCACGGCAUUCGAGACAAUCACGUCGACCCUACAUGGCUCACAAAUCGCGUUAUACUCACUACAAAGAACAGACCGCUCGAGCAGGUCAACGAAGUCAUCCGCAACAUGAUGCAGGGACCGUAUCGAACAUAUUUAAGCGCAGACAAGGUCGAGAGCGAAGACACCAACGCGCUGAUCUAUCCCACGGAAAUGCUCAACACCUUGACGGCCGGGUCUGAUCUACCAGACCACAAGCUCAAGCUCAAGAAAGGUUUCAUCGUCAUGCUUCUGCGCAAUCUCGAUCCCACUUCCGGUUACGUCAACGGCGCUCGAUAUGUCAUCGAGAAAAUGACCAACAAACUAUUCUUUCUACGCGUUACCUCGGGGUCACAUGAAGGCAACAGACUCUGCCUUCCACAAAUGCCCUGCGGACCAGGUGACGACAACUUUCCCAUUCCUGGCUUUACUCGAACGCAGUUCCCCAUUCGCACGUGCUUCGCCCUUACAACGAACAAAGCCCAAGGCCAGUCCUUCGGUGGCCGCAUUGGUCUCGACCUCCGAGAUCAUUGCUUCUCGCACGGUCAACUCUACGUCGCAUUAUCGAGGACUACUCACUCAAGCAACGUCACUAUCCUCACUCGAGAGUCCGAUGCAACAACGCGAAACGUAGUGUACCCCGAGGUCCUUCAGUAG